Talaromyces atroroseus is the source of this 1698-nucleotide messenger RNA. RefSeq lists its product as hypothetical. Gene Ontology annotation, biological process: rRNA processing; DNA-templated DNA replication. Lineage: Eukaryota; Fungi; Ascomycota; Eurotiomycetes; Eurotiales; Trichocomaceae. Bases 1 to 1698 code for a protein of 565 amino acids. Gene Ontology annotation, cellular component: nuclear pre-replicative complex. The record is from RefSeq and is a predicted model, not a curated record. The transcript has 2 exons. Gene Ontology annotation, molecular function: protein binding.
AUGCUGUCAGAAAGCCUAAUAGCCUCCGUGCUGGGCUCGGCAAAGACUCAGACGUCGUCGACGCUAAAAGACGUGGGCAUAUGCGUUCAGGAAUUGCAUCCUGCGUCGGCGCUUCGAACUACCUUCAAAAAGAGCUCCACUCCCCCCAAUGCGCUUGCUGUCACGCCUACACAUGUCUUCGCUGCACAGUCAGACAAGUCUGUCGUCCAUGUCUACAACAGACUCCGUGGCAAUCAAGAAGCUACAGUCCCAUUCCCCGAGCGCAUCCGAAGUCUUGCCGUGGCAGGCAGGCACAACGGCGAGCUCUUAAUUCUGGGCACAGAGGGCGGUAGAUUAAUUUUGUGGGAGACUUGUACAGGGCGGCAGGUUUCCACGGCACCUUCUCAUCUUCAACCUGUUACCUCAUUAGUCGUUGAUCCCACGUCCAAUUUUGUCUUGUCUGGCUCGCCCGAUGCCAACGUCCAUGUCUGGUCCAUACCACGAUUGUUGUCAUUUUCAAAGCCGGUGUCAACGGGGCAGGACCAGAAAGCUCCGAACUCACCUAUACAGACAUUUGGCAAUCACCGGACAGCGAUCACAGCGCUAGCUGUUGGACACGGCAUUGGGCGCAGUAAUUUCGCUAUCUCUGUGGCGCAGGAUAGCACAGCAGUAGUGUGGGAAUACACAACUGGGAAGAUACUGAGAACAUUCUUGCUACCGUCGGUGGCAAAAUCCAUAACAGUUGAUCCGGUAGAUCGAGCUUUCUAUGUCGGUUAUGAUUCGGGCAACGUUCAGCGGAUAGACUUUUAUGAAACGAUAUCGGGCCAGCACCCAUUAUAUGACCAACGACUUCAGAGUACUCCGUCUCAAAUUAGCGCUGAUCAUCAGUGGCUAGUUCCGUCGCCAGACAAGGGCGCUGCGACAGCUUUAGCCUUGUCCUAUGAUGGUAUGACCUUGUAUUCGGGGCAUCCAAAUGGCUCUGUUUUGGCAUGGGAUAUUGCGCGCGCGAAAUUCUCUUCCACAGUGGCCGAUUAUAUGAGUGCGGUAACAAAUCUUCAUAUGCUCCCACCUGGAGGGUUUCCGGUACAACCACUGCAAGAUAACCCGCACUUUACGAUUCCAAAUAUCGUCAAACCUCGAUACGAACAGAAUAUAUCCGAAAGAUCUUAUGGGGAUGGCACUGUUCCAUACAACUAUGCACUAAGUGUCCAACUUGCCCCUACAGCUUCUACGAAGAGCGACUCAAACAAAUUCUUCGAAGCCUUGACCCACCCUGUUUUUCCUCCAUCUCUACUUGAAGAAGGUCUCGCAGAGCUGGCAGCUUUGAGCCAUGGACAGGGAGUGCAUAAAGAUACUUCACCAACAACAACAUCCACUGCCGUUGACUCUUCGCAACUUGCCGCUCUCGAAGAGGAGAUUACCAACCUUAGAAAACAACUCUCAAUCAACGAAACCGCACGUCGCGCCGAUGCAGAGGAAGUUGUGAGACUCAAGUCAAAUAUCCGUGAAUUACAGGAUUGCAACAGCCGAUUUCAAACAUUACAAGCACAACUUACCCGCCACAAGGCUGCGGCCCGUGCAGAAAAAGAAGACCGUGACUUUGAGCGACGCACGGCCUGGUUCGAAGCUGAGAAGACAGGCACGAAUGGCGACGCUGCUCUGCAAAAAGCGCGUGCACAGGAUCCAGACGAUGAUGAUGCGGAUAAAAUGAGCGAAUAA